Messenger RNA from Acanthochromis polyacanthus (spiny chromis), 2777 nucleotides. It is a transcript of the gene rftn2, whose product is annotated as raftlin family member 2. The coding region runs from base 209 to 1522 and encodes 437 amino acids. The transcript has 9 exons. The record is from RefSeq and is a predicted model, not a curated record. Lineage: Eukaryota; Metazoa; Chordata; Actinopteri; Pomacentridae.
UCUCCAGUAACUUUCCUCCACGUUCAGUUCUACAGCAGAACCUCCAGCAGCAGCUCCAGGAACCUCCAGAGCUCCUCUCCGCUCCUCGACCAGCUCAGACCUGAACCAGGAGGACCGGAGCCGGGAUGAGCCGCUCCCGGUGAACCCUCCCUCCCUCCGCUCCGGUUCUGACCCCGCGCCGAGCCGCUCCGUCCCCGCCUCGGAGGCCAUGGGCUGCGGCCUGAGGAAGCUGGAGGACCCGGAGGACAGCAGCCCCGGGAAGAUCUACUCCACCCUGAGGAGGCCGCAGGUGGAGACCAGGACCGACACCGUGCUGGAGUACGUCCUGCUGGACUUCAGCCUGGAAGGAAGUCGUCCCACGGUCCAGUUCAUGUCAUCGCUGUCCGAGCUGCCUCAGGCCCUGCUGCCCUACUACACCCAGGGCUACAUCCUGACCGCCCUGCAUCCCAUCAUCCUCUCUGUGGGCCGGACCCGCUCGCUGCCCUUCAGCCUGCUGUACCGAGCCAUCCUGGCCCGGCCCAGACCCAGUAAACAGACGGCGUCCAUGUGCCACAGUGUUCCGGUGCUGAGGGUGGAGGAGUGGCCGCUACCUGGAGAUUCUCUGACCGGAGACACCGUCAGAGCGCUCAUCGACCGGGUGAACAGCAGCGCUCGAGGAGGCGUUCGAUUCGUCGGUUCGGUUCUGCAGCAGGUGAGCGGGAUCACUAAUGGACGGGUCCACAGUCCAAAGAGGGGCUGCAGAUCCCCCCCAAGAACUCCUCCAGGAACCCCACCUGGAGACCGAGAGCUGGAGGAGAACACCUACAGUCCAGACCUCAGGCUGCUGGUCUUCUUCCACUGCUGGGCUCCAGGCUGUGCUCCUCUGGACUCUCUGGCCUGUCAGUACCACCAGGGGGCGCUCUCCAUGCGCGUCUCCAGGAAAGGUCACGUGGUCAGUUCCCUGGAAGCUGAUUGGCUGGAACUGACUGCUGCCUACUACCGUAAAGGCUGGUCGCUGGUGGACUCCUUCGUUUACUGGGACACGCCGAAAGGUGAACCAGUUCCCAGGUCUCUGGAGGGAUUAUUCGUGUACGAAGAAAGAAGUACUUCACCUCCAGCCAACGACACCAUCGUAGUGGAACAGUGGACCGUCAUCGAGGGCUCUAAUGUAAAAACGGACUACGGUCCUCUGCUCCACACUCUGGCUGAGUUCGGCUGGCUGCUCACCUGUGUUCUUCCUACUCCAAUCAUCAGACACGACAGUGAUGGGAACCUGGCCACGAAACAGGUGGUGUUUCUACAGCGGCCAAUCAGAAGCCAUGCAGCCGGACAGCAGAGACAGCAGAGUCUUUCUGUGAGCAGCGACGUCUCCGGCCGGUCCGUCAGUCGGUCCGUCAGCGGUCCGGUUCAGGAGGACCUGGUUCCGGCUGCAGGAGGCAUUGGAGGGUUCCCGGUGUUUGGAGGGUUCUCCGGUUCUCUGGCCCACCUGGAGGAGGGAGGCUUCGAGCAGGAGGAGGGGAAGGCCGAGGUCACCUGUAUGUAGGCGGAGCCACCGGUGGAGCUCCUCCCACCAACGUUGAGACGACCAGCAGCUCCCGGUAACCGACUGGAGAACAACUCUGCACUUUUUAAAGAACGUUUUUAUGAAGCCAUAAAGAGAAAAAGGUUCUAUUUAGACGUUCCACCUGUAAACUCGCUCUCUGGUUUAGAAGCACAGAACUGAUGGAUGGUUCCACUUUAGUUUUCCUUCCUGAGCCGGCAGCUUCUCCUCAACUUUCCCCUCAGCGGUACCGACUGUCCAGAUGUUCUCAGAUGUUUCAGUAUUAGUUUGUUAUUUGCAGGUUCUCCAGGUUCUGUUGAUGAGUUCUCUACUAGAACAUUCAGAACCUUUGUAAAGUGUGGUUGAAACCGUGGUUAAUGGGAUGGUCUGGAUGUUCUUCUUGUGUGUAGAGAACCAACAGUGGUUCUAUAACCUCAGUACUGAGAGCUCCUGUUCUGGUUCCUGGUAUUUGUCAGUGGAGAACGUGAGAGAGAUAAAGUGAACAUCAAAUCAUGUAAACGUAUUUUAACAGACGCUAAAAUCCAGUUAGAACCCGGCAUGUGCAGAAUGAGAACUCUCGUACCAUAAACACCAUAUUUAGCUCUGAGAUCUUUACAAAACAGAAUUUAACCUCUCAGAACACGGCGGCUGCUCACCUGGUGCAUUAUGGGGAAAGUUUGUUGGGUGGUUUGGGUGUUUUAAAUAUUUUUUUUAUCAAACCUUCAUUAUUCUGGGAGAUUCCAGGUUUGGUGGUGGAUAAACUUUUAUUUUGAAGGCACAUUAAGUAGGAUGGAGGCUGCUAAAAGUGAGUGGUUGGCCUGUUUGAAAACUUUACCUCAGAAUACAUUUGAUUUCUAGUAUUUGAAUCGUCUGGCGGAGCAGAAAUAGUUUUAAAGUUUACUGAUUUGAGAUUGAAAGAAGUCCGCUUCCUGUUUGUUCUCCAAGUUUAAUAAAGUUUAUUUCAUCUCAUUUCACUCAGACUAGUGGACCGUCACCAUGAAGUCACAUUUAAACCAUUUCUAGAAGCUAAACCGUCUCUUGAGGGAGCAUCAUGGUGUUGAGGUCAGAGCCAGCUGCAUUGUGGGUAACAGGAACCAGACAGAACAGUACCUGGAGCUCUCAGUGCUGUAGAGGUGGUCCAUGUUUACUAAAAGUCAGUAUUAAUAUUCCAAAUGUUCCUCUUUGGACACAUUUGUACAUGUUGCUCCUUUAUUCUCUGUUUUUUAUUCUUCUUCUAAUAAACUUUCACAGUAUUUCA